Alligator mississippiensis (American alligator) is the source of this 3135-nucleotide messenger RNA. RefSeq names its product homeobox protein NANOG. The coding region runs from base 119 to 1051 and encodes 310 amino acids. The transcript is spliced from 4 exons. Gene Ontology annotation, biological process: regulation of transcription by RNA polymerase II. Lineage: Eukaryota; Metazoa; Chordata; Crocodylia; Alligatoridae. Gene Ontology annotation, molecular function: RNA polymerase II cis-regulatory region sequence-specific DNA binding; DNA-binding transcription factor activity, RNA polymerase II-specific. The record is from RefSeq and is a predicted model, not a curated record.
CCCUCCCCUGUCCCGCCCGGGGCCCCUCCCCUGCAAUCAAGCGCUCUUAGCAUGACAAUGGCCUUGACCACCACAGCCCGGGGCAUAAAGCGCGGCCCGGCCCGCGCCCGGGAGAGCCAUGAGCACGCACCUGGCCGUGCCGGCGGCCCCGCGCUACGGGGGCUACUACUGGGACUGCCCGCCCGAGCCGGCCGCCCAGCCCAGCGAGCAGGACGCCGCGGCCCCGGCCCCGGCCCCGUUCCCGGGGGACAAGACCCCCCAGCACCCAGAUCUCUCUCCAGCUUCCUCCAGCUCGGGGAUGUUCAUUCAAUACGCCCCGGACUCUGCCACCAGCCCCAAUGCAGAGCCCCUCUCCCCACACCUUAACCCCCAGAGGAGUGGGGCAGGAGGUGAGGGAGGAGUGAAGAAAGCCAAGACACGGACAGCCUUCUCCCCAGAGCAGCUGCAGAUCCUCCAUCAGCGCUUCCAAAGCCAGAAAUACCUCAGCCCCUACCAGAUCCGGGAGCUGGGCUCAGCCCUGGGGCUCACCUACAAGCAGGUGAAGACAUGGUUUCAAAACCAGCGGAUGAAGUAUAAGCGAUACCAGAAGGAAAGUCAAUGGAUUGAGAAAGGCACAUGCCUCCCUCAGAAUGGGUUCUAUCAGGCUGGAUACCUGGAUGUUGGCUCCGGUUACUACCAAGGCUGCUCUGUCAGUGCCAACAGGAACAUCCAGACUGUGGCCAAUGUGCAUCAGACCUAUAAUAGCAGCCCGGCCUACAGCAGCAGCCAGAGCCUGUACACUUUCAUGGCCAUUGAGGAUGAGGGGACGUUCUUUGGGAAAGCUGCAAGUCCCUGCAACACCCAGCAAGCUGUGGGCUUCCUCAGCCCGCAGAAAGUGAACUUCUAUCAUGGCUUCCCCACAAAUGUGGAUUAUGCCAGUGUGGAGCUGGAAGAAAGCUACAGUUUCCAGAAUACCCCUGGCACUCCAGUGUCAUUCCCGGGCUCUGGUGUGCGGCAGCCAUACCAGCCAGUCUGGCACCCUCAGGGCACCCAAAGCAAUUACAAUUCCUAGGCCCUUUCUGGUUCCUUUUCUGCUCCCACUCGUGUCUGCUUUCUCCUUUUAAGUCUCUCAGGGUCCUGAUCCUGCCAGGUGCCUAGUGCCCCUAGCUACAGCAGAGGCUCUGCACUUUGCAGGAUUUGGCCUUCUCUUCCUUCUUAUCUGUAAGAGUUGCCUGUCUAGUUUAUGUUCUGGAGUAUAUGCACACAUGUGAUGAAAGGCAGCUUCCAAGCUGUUGGCCCUGGCUGGCUCCAGGAAUGGAUUGUUGCUUUUGCUAAUGUCAAGCCAUCCUUGUGGACAAGUGUGUGUGUGCUGGAAAUUGGAGUAGGUGGGUGGAACAGGCCAGUUAUGCCAUUAAGUCCUCUUCUGACCUCUUGUCCUGGUACAGGAGGAUCUACUAUAGAUCCUUUCCAGUGCUCUAGUGAGUCCUUGGUCUAUGGAUCCCUGCAAUAAAGCUUCCCUGGAGAAGACUCUCCCAGCCAGUAGCAGAGCAUUUGCUGUGGGGGAAAAGCUUUUGCUAAGCUUCUAACCUCAAACUUCCCUCUCUUGUCCGUUUGGUUUUUUUCUUCCUUUCAGUCCUGGUAUUUCCUCUACCAACUCCUGUGCCAGUUGCAUGAUGUGCCUUAUCAGAGGACGUGUGUAUGCCUUUUCUGAGGGCUAGAUAUGAUAGUCCCACUGCAUUCCCAGCUAAAAUGACUCUAAUCCCUUUUGCUCAUUUUAGGACCUCGAUGUCUCAUUCUGACAAGGGUUUACAAAAUUCAGAGCAAGCCCAAUCCUCAGCUGCUGCAAGUCAGGUUAUGUACUGUAAAUCUAUUUUCAGCUAAGCAUCUGUCCCAUGGGUUGAAUAGUAAUCUAAAUUGCAUUUAUCCUGUAUAUAAGGACAGAGUGGGGAAGGACAAGGAAAUUGUGGCCUGCCAGAUCAGUAUUGUCAUCCAGACACUUGUAGUGUUUGCAAAAUGGCUCUGUCUUGUGCCUGUCAGUUCUUAAGGUUGUGCCUUUUGGAGACUUCCUGUCUAGCCAGAUGGUUCUUCAGUUCUCUAAUUGUUCUUCCUUAUUCUGCCAACCCAAUACUUCUGAUUGCCUUAAUACCCUGCCAGGGAUCUAAUACCAGCAUACGCAUCAUGGUGAGAGCAGCAGAUGUCCUCAAGUACCUGUCUAGUUCUCUUCUAGAUAACUCAUUAUCUAGGCAUGAAGGAUCUCUAGCACUUCACAAAUCAUAAUGCAACACCACUGGAAUGCAGCCACCUCUGGGGUGGAGCAUGGCAACCAGGUAAAAACACUUUAGUUGUUUCAAGCCUGAUGUUUGGGUCACUAAUAAACUAGAAAUGAGGGGGAAAUCCCAUUGGGCCUCACUAGCCCACUGCCUCCGUAGGCAGUGCAGCAUGGCUUCUUACAGUUGCUUCUCUGGUCUUGAGUAACUUGAUAAAUGGGGGCUUUUAUCAGUUCCCUAGGGGGAGACCUUUUUUCCCCCCACAUCCUAAUUGGGUUUUUGUCUUGCAUCAAGGGCAGACACUUGAGUUUCUUCUGGUGUCAGUGUUGCUUCUGUAGGGGAGAAGUGGGUGGGCUUCUUUUAAAAAACAUUUUAGUUGUUGGAGUGUUUGUUUUUUUUUUUUGUUUAUUUGUUUUUUUUAUAAAUGUUAAUGGUUUUUUAACUAUAAAAACUCUAAAACUAGCCAGGCUUAGGCAACUCUAAUGCCAAACCCAGCCUGUUGCUUGUGAAAUGGACUGAGUGGUCUCACUUCACUGUUCCAAGCCUGCUGCAAAUACAUGGCUUCAAUUGAAGAAAAUCAAAUCCUACAUGUUACCAAUUUUUCUAGUGUUAAUAGUGAUUUAUUAUUGGUGGCCAAUAGAAAAGUCUCUUACCUUUUUGUUAAUGUGUUGUUUUAAUCACUGUGACAUGCGGUGUUUGCCUGAGGAUUUUCUGUUGCAUUUAAAUUUUAAAUGCAAGCAGCUUGAAAUAGCUGGGUAUGGGUGGGGGGGGAACAAACUUGCAGUGACCUCUAAUACUGUUAUGGUGUGUGCAUGUGUGUGUAUUUUUCACAUAAUGUUUUUUAUAAACCUGUGCUUUUACAUUUGAAAAUAAAAUAAACUGAGUUGUG